AGUCUUGUCCGGAGCACCUUCGUCGAUCAAGCUCUAUAUAUCUGUUGGCUUCUUCUAACGUUGUACUUGAUCAAUUCCGUGUGAAAAUAAAAAACCCAGCUUGCGUUGCUGAAUUUACAGAGCUUCAAGCGCCACCCGCUGAGGAUCCGAAUCGGAUUCUCUAGAUUCAUCACAUCAGGUUAGAACUCGAUCUAAGUUGGAAUUGACUGGAUUGGAAGGCAUGGCUUCGAAGCGGAUCCUGAAGGAGCUAAAGGAUCUUCAGAAGGAUCCUCCUACUUCUUGCAGUGCUGGCCCUGUUGCUGAGGACAUGUUUCAUUGGCAAGCAACUAUAAUGGGUCCUCCAGAUAGUCCUUACACUGGUGGAGUUUUCUUGGUUACAAUCCAUUUCCCACCAGAUUACCCCUUCAAGCCACCAAAGGUGGCUUUCAAGACAAAAGUUUUCCACCCAAACAUUAACAGCAACGGGAGUAUAUGCCUUGACAUCUUGAAGGAGCAGUGGAGCCCUGCUCUCACAAUUUCCAAGGUCCUGCUUUCGAUCUGCUCUCUCUUGACGGACCCAAACCCUGAUGAUCCCUUGGUACCAGAAAUUGCACAGAUGUACAAGAUAGACAGGAACAAAUAUGAGACUACAGCAAGGAGCUGGACUCAGAAGUAUGCCAUGGGCUAAGCUCUGCUUCAAGUAGAUCUGGCCCUUGCAUCUUAUUUUAAGUAUUUGAUCAUCAUCGACUCUUUAGUUGUUUAAUUUAAUGGGCAAUAGAGAAGUCUGUGUCCUAAGUGCAAUUAAACAUUUCCUUUGUAUUGUGAUCUGUGAAAAACCCAGAGGAAUUACAUUCUCCCAAUUACUUGCUUAUGGUUCAGUCUUGCUCCUUAUUUAAGGUAAAAUAGAAAAUCUGGGCAGCUUUCUUGAACUUGUUUUCAAGAAGAGCCUGGAUUUGACUGGAGCAGUUGUAACUAGGGUGGACCGGAUCGGGCCAGUUCUGGUUCAUAACCAACUUUGAAAUAAUAAUCACUUAAGGAAAC
Molecule: messenger RNA, 1020 nt
Organism: Cuscuta europaea
Lineage: Eukaryota; Viridiplantae; Streptophyta; Magnoliopsida; Solanales; Convolvulaceae
Source: the annotation of a GenBank genome assembly